AUGGCCGGCGCUUACGAUGCGAGCUUGCCGGGGGUUCCUGAUUGGCUCAACAAAGGAGACAACGCGUGGCAGCUCACGUCGGCGACUCUGGUCGGUCUACAAAGCAUGCCAGGUCUCGUCAUCCUCUACGCCUCCAUUGUCAAGAAGAAAUGGGCCGUGAAUUCCGCUUUUAUGGCUCUUUAUGCCUUCGCCGCCGUUCUCCUCUGCUGGGUCCUCCUCUGUUACAAAAUGGCUUUCGGUGAUGAGCUUCUCCCUUUCUGGGGUAGAGGUGGCCCCGCCUUCGACCAAGGCUAUCUCAAGGGACAAGCCAAGAUUCCAGAAACUGUCAGGAAGUUUGGGAACGGUACGACGGAGAAAGAAGCGACGAUGCCUUAUUUUCCGAUGGCGACUUUGGUGUACUUUCAGUUUACUUUUGCGGCGAUAACGACAAUACUUGUGGCCGGCUCGGUGUUGGGGAGGAUGAAUAUUAAAGCGUGGAUGGCUUUUGUGCCAUUGUGGUUGAUAUUUAGCUACACGGUCGGAGCUUAUAGUCUAUGGGGCGGUGGGUUUCUGUACCAUUGGGGUGUCAUUGAUUACUCCGGCGGAUAUGUUAUUCAUCUCUCCUCCGGUGUUGCCGGCUUCGUCGCCGCUUACUGGGUGGGACCCCGGCCUCAGGCUGACAGAGAGAGAUUUCCACCGAACAAUGUUCUUCUAAUGCUUGCCGGAGCUGGACUUUUAUGGAUGGGAUGGUCUGGUUUUAACGGCGGAGCUCCUUACGCCGCCAACUUAACCUCCUCAAUCGCGGUGCUCAACACCAAUCUCUCUGCCGCCACAAGCCUCCUCGUAUGGACCUGCCUCGAUGUUAUUUUCUUCGGCAAACCUUCAGUUAUAGGAGCCAUUCAAGGCAUGGUUACUGGCCUCGCUGGAGUCACUCCCGGAGCAGGGUUGAUCCAAACAUGGGCGGCCAUAAUAAUUGGAAUAUUCUCAGGAUCAAUUCCGUGGGCUUCUAUGAUGAUCAUUCACAAGAAAUCUACACUCCUCCAACAAGUAGAUGAUACAUUAGCGGUAUUCUACACACACGCAGUAGCCGGAGUACUAGGUGGAUUACUGACAGGCUUGUUUGCACAUCCUGAUCUCUGCGUCUUGUUACUUCCUGUCCCAAACACCAACGGAGCUUUCUACGGCGGCAAUGGCGGCAAACAGUUUCUGAAACAGUUGGUCGGAGCUGCCUUCAUUACUGUCUGGAAUGUAGUGUCGACGACUCUCAUACUCCUUGCUAUAAAGAUUUUCAUACCGUUGAGAAUGGCUGAGGAAGAGCUUGGGAUUGGAGACGAUGCUGCUCAUGGAGAAGAAGCUUAUGCUCUUUGGGGAGAUGGAGAGAAGUUCGAUGCCACGAGGCAUGAAACGCAGAUGCAACAGUUUGAGAGAGAUCAAGAAGCUGCUCAUCCUUCUUAUGUUCAUGGUGCUAGAGGUGUCACUAUUGUUUUAUAAAAAUCCCUUUAUGUGCUUUCUUUUCUUUUUAUCUCUCUUUUUCUUUUCUUUUCUUUUCUUUUCUUUUGGUGUUGUAGAGACAUGAAAGAGUUGUGUUAUGUAUAGGUAAAAACUUCAGUUUUCAUUUUUUCUGAUGUAAUAGCAGUUAACAACCAUUUUGUGAUUUUGCAAACUAAGCUCAGAAAAAAUAUUCAUUUACAUUAUGAUUUGUUUGUAAUGAAUAUAAUUUCUUC
Brassica rapa (field mustard) is the source of this 1703-nucleotide messenger RNA. Its product is annotated as ammonium transporter 2. Gene Ontology annotation, molecular function: ammonium channel activity. NCBI's taxonomy places the organism in Eukaryota, Viridiplantae, Streptophyta, Magnoliopsida, Brassicales, Brassicaceae. The record is from RefSeq and is a predicted model, not a curated record. Gene Ontology annotation, cellular component: plasma membrane. Gene Ontology annotation, biological process: ammonium transmembrane transport.